Messenger RNA from Microplitis demolitor, 929 nucleotides. It is a transcript of the gene Osi18, whose product is annotated as osiris 18-like protein. The record is from RefSeq and is a predicted model, not a curated record. Lineage: Eukaryota; Metazoa; Arthropoda; Insecta; Hymenoptera; Braconidae. The coding region runs from base 89 to 823 and encodes 244 amino acids. The transcript has 3 exons.
UCAGGCACUCGGUGUUUCGCCUAGCAAAUCGAUUGUACCUCGAAAUCGAUAUUCUUAAACCCAAUAAUUGUUACCAAAAAUAUAUAUCAUGAAGGUAUACCUCAUAAUAGCUGCAGUUGUAGCCGCAACAGGCGCACAAGAAAUUUCCACAACAGCAGAAGUGCUGCAGAAAAUAUACUACAAAUGUGUGGACAGUGAGUCAAUGAUCUCGUGCGUCAAGCCAAAAGUACUGUCGUAUUUGAGCGACGUCGUGAAUUCCGACCGGGUUCCAAUAACUCGCGAUCUCGCGAUAAUUCGAUCCCGCGAAUUUAAUGCCGAUGACAAUCAAGACUAUUUGGAGUACGAGGGCGUGGAUCCUAAGAAAAAAGAGCUUUUGCGUUCAUUGAUGUUGGAAAAACUUGACUCGUACUUGUCCUCGCAUCGGCUGGAAGCUAAAUUACCUGAAGCUAUAGUCGGUUCUAAUAUCGUACCGCGAUCGUUGAUCGAAUCGGUGCCUCGCAGUUUGAGUGUUUCGUUAUCAGACUCUUCCAGUGGACAAGGACGUGGUUUCGUUAAAAAAGUCAUGAUUCCUUUCUUACUGGGACUGAAAUUCAAAGCGACUGCUUUGGUCCCACUUGCGUUCGCUCUCAUUGCUCUGAAAACAUGGAAAGCACUCACUCUGGGUCUCCUUUCAUUAGUACUGAGUGGAGCAAUGCUAAUUUUCAAGCUGACUAAGCCCAAAGUCGCUUACGAAGUGGUACAUUAUGGCCACCCACCUGUUGAACACGCUCAGCCUCACUGGGAUGCAAACUCCAAUGGACCUUACAGUGGAUACAGAAAAUAAUUUUUAUUAAAAUACAAUUUAGAUAAUUUUAUAUUUAUACUUUAAAUUAUGUAGUGUAAUUAUUUAUUUUUUUUUUUUAAAUAAAAAUAAAAUUUUAUAUUUAUAA